Molecule: messenger RNA, 4053 nt
Organism: Dendrobium catenatum
Lineage: Eukaryota; Viridiplantae; Streptophyta; Magnoliopsida; Asparagales; Orchidaceae
Exons: 1
Coding region: 1-4053 (1350 amino acids)
Biological process (GO): DNA integration
Molecular function (GO): zinc ion binding; nucleic acid binding
Source: RefSeq, a predicted model, not a curated record
AUGUGCUGGCAUUUUGGUUUGCUGCCAUUUUUAGCAAUGGCUUUUCCUGUAUUUCUUCUCUUGGAGAAGAAGAGCAAAGCAGUCGAUGAUAUACAGAUUUUGGCCAUAGCCAUUACCGAUCUCUUGCCUUCUUGGUGUUUUUCUUGUGUGAACCUGCUUCUUCCGUGGAAUACCACAUCAUCUUGGUAUCAGAGCCAGCGGCUUGGAGAGAUGGCAGAGUCCAGCAAGCGUGUGACGAGCGAGGAGAACCGAAGUUUGGAGGCACUUUGGGCUGCACACGCUGGAGUCGAGAAACGAUUGGAUGACAUCGCGGCGGCGGUGGAUCGUCUAACAGCGGCAUUAAGCCGUGAACCACCCAUUGUUCGGACUGGGGAAGGAUCGUUCCGUGCGGGACGACCUGCUCCGGCUACUAUCACACCAACCGAAGGGCACAGAGGAUUGCCGAUUCGAAUGAGGAGGCGUGCUGCACUGCUUCCGGAGCUUUCAGAUUCAGAGGAGGAUCACAACAGCUUUGCCCCGGAAGGAUUUUCCGAUUCCGAAGCAGAUUUGGCCGAACGUCGUCCGCGACGUUAUGCGGGACGGGAUCGACAUCAGGGCGAGUUUCGAGUGAAGCUCGACAUCCCAUUUUUUGAUGGCAGAUUGCACAUUGAGGAUUAUUUAGAUUGGGAGCGGUCGGUAGAAAACUUUUUCGAUUAUAUGGAGAUCGAAGUGGAAAAACAGGUCAAAUAUGUCGCCUGUAGACUCAAAGGGGGAGCUAGCGCAUGGUGGUCGCAAUUGCUUCAAUGCCGACGUAGGGAAGGUCGCGGCCCUGUCCGCAGUUGGAUCAGAAUGAAGCAACUAUUGCGCGGACACUUCCUUCCUACGGAUUAUGAACAAAUGCUAUACUUAAAGUAUCAGCAUUGUAACCAAGGCAGUCGUUCUGUUAGCGAAUACACGGAAGAGUUAUACAGUCUAUCCGCUAGGAACGAUUUGAAUGAGACCACUAACCAGCUCGUCGCCAGGUACAUUGGAGGAUUGAAGGAAAAUAUUCAGGAUAAACUAGAACUGAACUCCGUUUGGUCGCUCUCGCAAGCGGUUAAUUUCGCUUUGAAAGCAAAAAUACAGUUGGGUCGGCAUUUGAGAAGUGGUUCGUAUCGCAGACAGAGUGUAGACGUCGGACCAGACGUGACGAAGCAGCCGGGAAUUGUGUUGCGGAGGACGCCCGUGGCAGCCGAUAAUAGUGGGUCUACUCCUCCGAUUAAGCCGAACUCAGACCCCAAAGCACCUGUGAAGCCAAAAUUUCCCUUCAGGGAAAAUCCUUAUCCGAGACCUCAAGGUCUCAAGUGCUUUCGCUGUUUUCAGCCGGGACACAAAUCAAAUGAGUGUCCCAAUCGGCAGCAGCUACAAUUGCUGGAGGGAGAAGGGGAGGAAGACGUCGACGUACCCGAAGAAGACGCCGAGUUUGAAGAUGUCAUGGGAGAUGAUGGAGAACCGUUGAUUUGUGUUCUAGAAAAAUUGUUGUUAGCUCCCCGCAAAGUUGUGCAAUCACAACGACAUUCAAUUUUCAAAACUAAAUGUACAAUUGGAGGAAAGGUCUGUGAUCUUCUUGUUGAUAACGGCUGCACCGAAAAUGUGGUGUCCAAGGCUGUUGUGCACGCGUUGCAACUUAAGACGACGAAGCACCCUCAACCCUAUAAGAUUAGUUGGGUUAAGAAAGGUAUGGAGAUUUCCGUAACGGAGACGUGCCGAGUUCGGUUCUCCAUUGGCAAGAACUAUAUAUGCGAAGUAUUGUGCGAUGUUGUAGAAAUGGACGUAUGCCAUCUGAUAUUGGGUCGUCCCUGGCAGUUUGAUGUGGGCGCUAUUUAUGAUGGUAGAGCCAAUACGUAUGCCUUGGAAUGGAAAGGAAAACGGCUUCGCUUGUUACCUCACGCCAACGCUUCGGAGACUAGAGCUGAAUCCGCACGUCCAGCCUUGCAUUUAGUUACAGGGAGUGGCUUUAUAGCCUUCUGUAAAGAGGAUGUUCCUAUGUUUGCACUGGUCAUUCGGGAGAGUGCACCCGAUUGUCCAGCUGAGAGUAAUGAGCGGGUCGAGCGCUUACUCUCGGAAUUUCAAGAUGUGCUGACAAACGCAGUAAACACACUACCUCCUCUCCGUUCUUUGCAACAUCAUAUCGAUUUUGUGCCAGGUUCAAACCUUCCAAACCUGCUGCAUCAUCGCCUGAGUCCAAUUGAGCAUCAAAUACUCCAGGAGCUUGUUGAUGAUUUGCUGAAAAACCAGUUGAUACAACCAAGUCUCAGUCCUUGCGCCGUGCCGGCGCUCUUGGUUCCGAAGAAAGACGGGAGCUGGCGAAUGCGUAUGGACAACCGCGCCAUCAAUAAAAUUACGGUCAAGUUUCAUUUUCCGGUACCGCGAGUAGAGGAGUUGCUGGAACGGCUAGCCGGUGCUACGAUUUUCUCCAAAUUGGAUCUCCGCAGUGGCUAUCACCAAAUCCGUAUUCGGCCCGGAGAUGAAUGGAAGACGGCAUUCAAGACUCGCCAUGGUCUUUAUGAAUGGAGAGUGAUGCCUUUCGGCUUGUGCAACGCACCGUCUACUUUUAUGAGACUCAUGACCGAGGUACUCAAGCCCUUCUUAAACGUCAGCUGCGUAGCUUACUUCGACGAUAUUCUGGUCUUCAGCUCGUCGCUCGCCGAUCACUUAGUGCACUUAAUCGAGAUUUUCAUGGUGCUCCGUCAAAACCAACUGUUCUUGAACCCGAGUAAGUGCGAAUUCGCUACUUCUAGCGUUUAUUUCCUUGGCUUCUUUAUCUCCGCUGCAGGUGUUCAUGUUGAUAAGCGGAAGGUUGAAGCCAUUGUCAACUGGCCAACACCGAAAUCCUUUACCGAGAUCCGCAGCUUCCACGGACUCGCAAAUUUCUACCGUCGAUUUAUCUACAAUUUCAGUUCAGUGAUGGCGCCGAUCACUGACUGCCUGAAGAUGAAGCAGUUCCAAUGGGGUGAGGAUCAAGCCAACAGUUUCGAUCAAAUCAAAGUAGCACUGUCCUCUGCUCCGGUUCUCGCAUUACCCAAUUUCGACAAACCGUUUCACGUUGAUACCGAUGCUUCAGGCAUCGGCAUUGGAGCAGUUUUAAGCCAGGAGAAUUGGCCUGUUGAGUUUUUCAGCGAGAAGCUAUGUCCCUCUCGUCAAAAGUGGAGCGUCUAUGAGCAAGAAUUGUACGCCGUGGUGCGGGCACUCAAGCAAUGGGAACCUUAUCUUCUGCAUCAAGAGUUUGUUUUGUGCAGCGAUCACAGAACUCUUCAAUUCAUUAACAAACAAAAGCAUAUCAACCGAAUGCACGCCAGAUGGAUUCUUUUUCUUCAGCGGUUCUUAUUCGUGCUGAAACAUAAGUCGGGUAAACAAAAUGUGGUAGCUGACGCUCUCAGUCGCCGAACCUUGCUCCUGACCCAGCUUCAGACGGAGAUUACAGUGCUCGAAUGCUUGAAGGAGCUCUAUCCGACUGAUACCGAUUUCAAAAGCAUCUGGGAAGGAUGCCAAUCCGAUGCUGCCCAUGGAGAGUUCACUCUCAGGCACGGUUUUCUGUUCCGCCGAAAUCAACUCUGUAUACCCGAUUCUUCCUGGAGACCACAACUCAUUAAGGAUGUGCAUUGUGGCGUGUUGGCAGCACACGUAGGAAGAACAAACACUUAUUUACCGCUCCAAUCCCGUUUUUAUUGGCCGCAUCUCCAUCGGGAUGUUAUGAGGUUUGUUGAAAGGUGCCCCAUUUGCCAGAGCUACAAGACCGGCGGCCAGCUUAGCGGUCUAUACCUGCCAUUGCCUACACCCGAGACAAUCUGGGAAGACUUAAGUCUGGAUUUUGUUAUGGGGCUGCCGCGUACUAAGCGAGGACAUGAUUCUAUAAUGGUGGUAGUUGAUAGGUUCUCUAAGAUGGCGCAUUUUGUGCCAUGUAAGAAGACAUUUGAUGCAUUGAAUGUGGCGCGAAUCUUCUUCGCCGAAAUCGUCCGAUUACAUGGGUUGCCCCGGAGUUUAACUUCCGACCGUGAUGUUAAAUUCAUUAGUCAUUUCUGGAAGGAGCUUUAG